Messenger RNA from Neohortaea acidophila, 1320 nucleotides. RefSeq lists its product as uncharacterized. The record is from RefSeq and is a predicted model, not a curated record. The transcript is spliced from 2 exons. NCBI's taxonomy places the organism in Eukaryota, Fungi, Ascomycota, Dothideomycetes, Mycosphaerellales, Teratosphaeriaceae. Bases 130 to 1134 code for a protein of 334 amino acids.
CGGACUGGGUGGUAGACGUGCCGUCCCUCAUCGAUCAAUGUAUGGCCAACUCCCUCCAAGACCGCUCCCGGUAUCUGACGCUUGUGUUUAGAUCUCGAGCGUGCCCGAGUGCACAUUACCUCCCAGGGCAUGCCCAAAGUGGCUCGCGCUCUGGAUUCGCGAAUGAUCAAGCCUCACCUCUACCUGGACGGCUUUCUCUUCAAUACCUUGCUUACACUCACCACCACUAGUGUCCCGGUGGCAAAUGAGCAACGGCGGCACGAAACCAUGGUGACAUGGCUCCGGACCAAUCUCCUCAUUACCAUCAGAGCUGCUGUUGAAUCACGGUCAUACGAUCCUAGAGCCCUGGCCAUCUGCAUCGCUCUGUUCAUCGGCUGGGAAUUGGAGAUCGGAGACCCGGUCGCUUGUCGUGUCCACGUGAAAGCCCUCCCGACUAUACUAGACUCCGAUUCGAACGCGAACCGCCGAGAACCCCUGUUCACCUAUUCUGGUCGAGAGUGUGGCAAUCGGGCUUUUCGGGGAGGCAGCAGCAUUCCGUCUGGCUUUGAAUUCUUUCGAGCGCAAAACCUCCUGCCCUCCUCGCUCAUGUUCCACGUCGGCAGUCUUGUAUAUUGGGACGCUUCAGCGCCCGGCUCGAGUCGCUGGAUGAGGGAGCUGUGGAGUUCGAUUGGGGCCUGCGCUCCGGCUGGAAGCAGGGCGCAGAGUGCUGUCGCCCAGGGAACCGUGGACGCACGGAUCGCCCAGCUGGUGCGUCAAGCGGCGAUCAUGUUGGGUUCACUCAUGCGGUCAAGCGCCGGUGAGCGGCCGGUCGCGCAGCCGCAAGUCACGGGGAUCCAGGCACAGUGGCACUCCAUGCUGUCGACUGACUGGGACUCGCUGAUGGGAACGGUGUUUGAUGAGAUUCUGCUGUGGAGCAUGUGCGUGUUUUGCACCACGUCGGGAUACCACAACGAUCCGCAGCUGAGAGGAAUUGCUCGCUUGCUUGCACGGCUGGACAUCCGGACCCUGAACGACCUCUCUGCACUCCUUGCCACAUUUCUCUGGCCGCCGUGUGUGCACCAGCCUCUACUAGAUUUGUGCUCCCACAUGCAUGGUCUGCUCCCGCCCUCUUGGACCUUGCCGGAGGGAGGGUGAAUCGUCGUUGCCCAUUCGCAACAUUCACCUGCUGCUUUCCCCAUGAUGGCACUAAUUUAGCGGUCUAGUGGGCACAACGCUGUUCAAGACCGGCUCCGCGAGGAGAAUGUUGGUAGCCAACUACCAAUCAGGACGGGGAGUGAUUCGGAGAAUGGGCAUCCGAGCAUGCAGGAUCUCAAAUGCCUU